This is a messenger RNA of Telopea speciosissima, 816 nucleotides long. Its product is annotated as agamous-like MADS-box protein AGL80. The transcript has 2 exons. The coding region runs from base 1 to 816 and encodes 271 amino acids. Gene Ontology annotation, biological process: positive regulation of transcription by RNA polymerase II. Gene Ontology annotation, molecular function: RNA polymerase II cis-regulatory region sequence-specific DNA binding; protein dimerization activity; DNA-binding transcription factor activity, RNA polymerase II-specific. Lineage: Eukaryota; Viridiplantae; Streptophyta; Magnoliopsida; Proteales; Proteaceae. The record is from RefSeq and is a predicted model, not a curated record.
AUGGCUAGGAAGAAGGUUAAGCUGGCAUUUAUUCAAAAUGACUCCGCCAGGAGAGCCACCUUCAGGAAAAGGAAGAUGGGGAUUAUGAAGAAAGUGAGUGAACUGAGCACACUGUGUGGUGUGAGUGCGUGCGCCAUCGUGUACGGGCCCAACGAAUCAGAGCCAGAGGUUUGGCCUUCCCCACAGGAAGCCAAACGUGUGGUGGCUCGGUUUAAGAGAAUGCCUGAAAUGGAACAAUGCAAGAAGAUGUUGAAUCAAGAAGAGUUCCUGAUGCAGAGGAUCGAGAAGCUCAAGGAGAAACUGAAGAAGCAAGUCAUGGACAAUCAAGAGAAGGAGAACACUAAACUCCUAUUCCAGUGCAUGUCAGGUCAAAAGGAUCUCAACGAUUUGACCCUCGAGAAUCUGGGCGAUCUGAUGUGGCUCGCCGAUGUCAAGAAGAAGGCCAUUAUAGAUAGGAUCCAACUCCUCAGCAGGACCCCCCCACCUUCUGAUCCCCAUCCCCAUCCCCAGUACAUGAUGAACACCCCUCUCCCUCUCCCUUCUGAUCCCAAUCCCCAUCCCCAGAUCAUGAGGAACAACAACACUCCUGUUGCCGCUGCUGCUGUUGCUGCUCCUACUAGAGAUCAAGUGAAUAGUGGUGGAGGAGAUCAGGUGGCGGCCGUGGAGGCUAUGCAUGCAGAACAACAACCCUGGUUCAUGGAUAUGAAUAUGAUGCACCACAAUCAUAACAUGGGCUUCCCCGCUGAAGCCAAUGAAAUGGUGAUGCCCUAUAUGGAUAACAAUACCAGCUGGAUCAAUAGUCCUUUCUUUCCUUGA